Pelmatolapia mariae (spotted tilapia) is the source of this 798-nucleotide messenger RNA. It is a transcript of the gene btg4, whose product is annotated as B-cell translocation gene 4. The coding region runs from base 1 to 798 and encodes 265 amino acids. Gene Ontology annotation, biological process: negative regulation of cell population proliferation; negative regulation of mitotic cell cycle. Lineage: Eukaryota; Metazoa; Chordata; Actinopteri; Cichliformes; Cichlidae. The record is from RefSeq and is a predicted model, not a curated record. The transcript has 4 exons. Gene Ontology annotation, cellular component: cytoplasm; nucleus.
AUGAAGGAGGAAAUUGCUGCCGCUGUGUUCUUUUUGGCUCGGCUGGUGAAGAGAUACGGAUGUCUGGACAAUGAUAGCAGAGAGCGCUUUGCUGCUUCCCUCACCUCCCUUCUGUUUGAGAACUACAAGAACCACUGGCACCCAAGUGCACCCGCCAGGGGUCAGGCCUACAGGUGUCUGCGUAUGAACCGUGUUCGGCUGCAGGACCCGGUGCUGGAGCAGGCCUGCGAGCGGAGCGGGGUGAGGUACGAGGACCUGGGCCUGCCCCAGGAGCUGACAGUGUGGGUCGACCCUGGAGAGGUGUCCUGCAGGUAUGGUGAACGCAGCAGUCCAUUCUGCGUCUCAGUGGUGGACAACUGUCGGCGCGGUGAUGGGGAAUUGUCCCGCCGCAUCCAUGAAGCUGUGGAACGGGCGAGUCUCGAGGUCCCAUCAGGAAGCUCAUCAGAUGAGGAUGAAGACGGAGGCGGAGACAACAGCAUGAGCACGAGUACCAGCAGCAGCAGCCUUUCAACCCUCUGCCCUCCUCAAAUCCCACCCAUGAACAGUGAACCCCAAACCAUUCCGACUGUUAGCAACCCCAACAGUGUUUACAGGUUCAGCGAGUUCUCUCCAGGUGCCCCUCAGACCUGGCUGAGGGAGAAGCGGAAAGGCUUUCCAGGAGACAUGUUCCCACCUCAUGGCGCUCCUGCUGGAGCCCACUUCUCAAGCCAGAAAGGCUUCAGAUCCUAUCGAGCCACGUUCACCUUCACUGGACCUCGAGUUGACAAGUACCACUGGGUCAGCAAAUCGCGAUCCUAG